UUGUUUCACUCGAUCUGAAAGUCACGUUUUUUGGACCUUCUGGAUUCAUCUAAUUACACUAAUUCAAAGCCUUACACUAAUUAAUCUAUAACAUUAAUCGCUCAAGAAUUUGUAAAUUCUAAAUUUAUAUUUCAGUCUGAACCUGAACACAUAGUAACCGUCAAAAUAAAUCUCACCUGUUAUUCUCGUCUGCGGGCAUGCGUUACACACAAGCGUACCUUGAAAGUUACAUAAACAAAUAAAAAUAACUGUUCGAGAUUGCUUGAAACAAGUAAACAUGUGAAUAAUGAGUUAAAUUUAACAGCAACUUUAAGUGAUUAUUUGAUUUCAAUUCGUUUCAACUUAAUAAUUAAUUAACUAUUUAUCUUAUUUUAGCAAAAUGAUCACCAACGAUGACUGUACAAAUUGUAAAAGAGCUGCCAUCAGACUUGGUUAUUGGAAAGAUCCAUAUAUUGACCUUUUCUCCAAAGGAAAACCUACUAUUGAACGUAAAACACCAGAAAUCAAUCGUGGUUAUUAUGCUCGUGUAGUCUCAAUCAAAAUCAUCAUUGGUCAAUUUCUGGAUUACGUUGAAAGUCAAGGUAAACAGUGUCAAAUUGUUAAUCUGGGCUGUGGCUUUGAUACUCUAUUUUGGAGACUGACCGAAAAUUCCAAAAAUGCCUCUACUAUUAAACAUUUCGUCGAUGCUGAUCUACACGGAAUCACCAGCAGGAAAAUUUAUCAUAUCAGGCAUCGACCCGAGUUAUUAUCAUCUCUUGGAGAGGAUAUUAAAUUCAAUCCUAUGGAAUUACAAUCUAAUGUUUAUAAAUUAAUACCUGCUGAUUUACGUGAUACAAACAACCUGUCCACCAAAUUGUUCAAUGAAUGUCUUCUGGAUCGCGAUCUGCCAACAUUAUUUCUCGCUGAAUGUGUAUUAAUCUACAUGACGGUUGAAAAUUCAAACAAUCUUAUAUCCUGGAUAUCAUCCAAUUUUACGAACGCCUUUUUCAUCAAUUAUGAGCAAAUAAAUAUAUUUGAUAGAUUUGGUCAAAUAAUGGUUGAUAAUUUGAGACAAAGAGAUGUAGAGUUACUUGAUUUGGACUCUUGUAAAGAUUUGGAUAGCCAAAAGUCUCGUUUUACCAACAAUGGCUGGGACAAUGUUGAUGCCUGGGAUAUGUAUCAUGUUUACCGUCACGGGAUUCCAAGAGAAGAUCUAGAUCGUAUUGAACGAAUUGAGUUUCUAGAUGAAGCUAAUCUUCUGGAACAAUUAUUGACCCAUUACUGCUUAGUGAUUGCUAAGAAAGGGUUGGCAGAUUUCAACAUUGAAUUUUAGAUACGAAAUUCAUUUUCGCAUUUUACCUUCUACGUCUAUUUCUAAGAUUUGAUUUAACUUUGUGUAAUAUGAUGAUGGUUCAAAUUAUCUCGAAACUCAGUCCCUUUUCUAUACUUCUGCUUCAAGAUCUUAUCCCGUUUUAUUUAACCAUUUCCAUUCCGAAUAAUGUUAUGAUUUGUGAGUUAGUUGAUAAUUCUAUUCUCCUAGUCAGUUUGAAUGUCAAUUGUCAAGUUCAAUCAUGAUUUGGAAGUCUGAAAACUUGUGUUAAGGCACCAUAAUGAUUGUAAUCAUUCGAGUUUUCAAAUUAAACCAAACUGCUUCCCUUCAAUCUUUAAUCCUUCAAUUUUAUUGAAGUGAAAAUGUUUCGAUUCAAAUUCUCAUUUUUAUACAUCUGUAACGCAAUAAAUUUAAAGAUAAAUAAAUGUUACAAAGUUAA
This is a messenger RNA of Tetranychus urticae (two-spotted spider mite), 1748 nucleotides long. RefSeq names its product leucine carboxyl methyltransferase 1. Gene Ontology annotation, cellular component: cytosol. The record is from RefSeq and is a predicted model, not a curated record. NCBI's taxonomy places the organism in Eukaryota, Metazoa, Arthropoda, Arachnida, Trombidiformes, Tetranychidae. Gene Ontology annotation, molecular function: protein C-terminal leucine carboxyl O-methyltransferase activity. Gene Ontology annotation, biological process: C-terminal protein methylation.